AUGGCGGCUGCAGACUUCCUCUACUUCACGUUGUGGAUCUCCACAGUCUUCGCCUCCGGACUCGGAUGCCCUGAACUCUGCACCUGCUCAGAUAAAUACGCCAGACAUUUCGCUGAAUGCUCCUACAAAGACUUAACUGAAGUCCCGGACGGUUUGCCUCCUAAUGUUACAACCGUGAGCCUCUCCGCUAACAAGAUCAGUCUGAUACCACUGGGGAGCUUCGACAAUGUCACCCAGGUGACGUCGCUGUGGAUGGCCCACAAUGAGAUCAUCACCAUCGAGCACGGGACCCUCGUGCCUUUGGCUCAUCUGCGAAACUUUGACAUCAGCCACAAUAAACUUGUAGACUUUCCUUGGGAGGAUCUGCAGAACCUCACGGGCCUGCAGCUGUUGAAGAUGAACCACAACGAGAUGGUCCACCUGCCGAGGGACGCCUUCUCUAGCCUCAAAGACCUGAGGUCCCUCCGACUCAACAACAACAAAUUUGUAACCAUAGCUGAAGGGACAUUUGACGGUUUGGUGUCUUUGUCCCAUUUGCAGAUCUAUAAAAAUCCUUUUGCCUGCACCUGCUCCCUGGACUGGCUCCGAGACUGGAUUUCAACAGCCACCAUCACAGUCCCAGAGCAGAAUCUGAUCAUUUGUGAAUCUCCAGAGAAACUUAAAGGGGAAAUAAUCGGAGAAUUGCCCGAGUCAAAGUGCGCAGGCACAAAUGUCACAAUACGAGCUGAGCCAAAUGCUUAUAACUCAACAGUCUAUGAGGGCAGCGCUUUGGUGUUGACUUGUGAAUUCACGGGAAACCCAAAGCCGCUGGUCAUGUGGAGCAUUCACAGCAAAAGGCAGAAGCAGGAGGUGGCUCUGUCGUUCGAUGAGGAUGAGUCAGCAGAAUCAAAUAUGGGCUCCUCACUGUCCCACAAUCCCAUCAGAGUCUUCAACAACGGGACUCUGAUCAUUCCACACAUCACGAAAGACGAUGGUGGCAACUACAGCUGCUCAGCCACCAAUGAAUUUGGAAGAGCUGAGGAUUCGGUGUCAGUGAUGGUGGUGGCGCCACCGAAACCAACGCCCAAAAAGCAAAUAGCCACAACACCUACUUACACAAAAACACACCCAUCAAUAGCCCAGACGACUGGUAAAACUUCUCUUUUUGAUUCUGUGCGUCUCCCUGAUUUAAAGAGGAAAGACUUCAUGAACGUCGUGCCCACUUUCCCGCCCACAGCAGAGCUCAACUCGAAGUCCCCUGAGGAGGCGACAAGCCAUCCGUCACGUGCCAGAAAAUGUGGCUUGACGGCUAAUACGAGAUACAUUUCGAGCCACGUCUUUAACGGGAGCCUGGACGACAUCAAGCAGUACACAUUUGACUUUGGCGUCAUUGCUUUAGGGGUGUCAGAGACAGAAGCGACGGUGCGCCUCAAUCCUCUUCUCAUACCCAGAGACAAGAGCACCAACCAGGCCGCCGCCACCACCGCCUCAUCUGAGAGCCUCCAGGUCUAUUCAAAUGGUUUGUAUCUGUGCGUCACUGCCGACCGCAAACACUCAGCGGUGCAGUGGUCGAGGAUCAAAGAGGGCGUCAACACAUAUCUGUUCAGCGGUUUACGUCCUGGCACCAAUUACUCCCUGUGUCUGACCUACCGAGGGGAGGACUGUGAGGUCCAGGUGCUGUUCACCACCAGGAGGAGGGUACCUAACCUGCUCAUCAUCAUCUCGGUCAGCAUCUGCCUCCUCACCGUGUCCACCGUGCCUCUGCUCGGCGCCACGUGCUUCCACCUGGUGUACAAAUACCGCAGCAAGACCUACAAGCUGAUCCUGAAGGCCAAAGACCAGUACCACAUGGAGAGGAACCUCGCCGCCAACUUUAACAUCCACGCACCGCACACCGAGUCCCAGAGGAAGAUUAACGGCAGCCAGCUGGACGAGGAGGAGGGGGAGACGGAGAGCGGGGAUGGAGACGGGGAGAAGGAGGCGGAUACAGAAGAAAGCGUCAUGACUGAGUCCUUCAGUCUGUCUCAGUGCAGGACGAAUUUAGACAACUGUGAGGUGGGAUCUGAGUAUAGUGAUCGGUUACCUUUAGGAGCUGAGGCAGUGAAUAUAAUAAGCAACUACAAAUAUCCCAAUCAGUAA
Messenger RNA from Chelmon rostratus (copperband butterflyfish), 2118 nucleotides. Its product is annotated as immunoglobulin superfamily containing leucine-rich repeat protein 2-like. Gene Ontology annotation, molecular function: protein binding. The coding region runs from base 1 to 2118 and encodes 705 amino acids. The transcript is spliced from 2 exons. The record is from RefSeq and is a predicted model, not a curated record. NCBI's taxonomy places the organism in Eukaryota, Metazoa, Chordata, Actinopteri, Chaetodontiformes, Chaetodontidae.